Messenger RNA from Lodderomyces beijingensis, 1275 nucleotides. NCBI's taxonomy places the organism in Eukaryota, Fungi, Ascomycota, Pichiomycetes, Serinales, Debaryomycetaceae. The record is from the annotation of a GenBank genome assembly.
AUGUUGUUUGAAACAAAAGGUUGGAAUUUGAAAAAUGAUAAGAAUAUAGCCAUGGGUGGGGUGGGGAUCAAGAGGAAGACGAAAAAGAACAACAAAAAAGCGAAAUCUGAGGCCCAGGUCACGCAACAGGACAUUGAAGGAGCAGUGAAUCCAGAGCGUGAGGAUAAGAAAAGCAAGAGCAAGCCUCAAGCUGCUGAGUCAUUGUCAUCAUCAGAGGAGCUGAGCGAAGAAACAGAGCCCAAGCAAAAUAAAAAGAGAAAGGUUACGCAGAAAAGAGACGAAAAAUCGGACGAGCAGCUGCUCUCUACCAAGAGGUCAAAAACGAUUCAGCAAUCUGUGAAUGCGUCCACGACUCCGGUAAAAGUGACAGCAGCGGCUCCACUCCUCGUGACGUCGCAAACCAAGCUCACUCCACUCCAGCAAAAGAUGAUGUCCAAACUCUCUGGGUCCCGGUUCCGAUGGAUCAACGAGCAGUUGUACACCAUCACCUCGGAAGAAGCGCUUAAGCUCAUCAAGGAGCAGCCAUCGCUUUUUGACGAGUACCACCAAGGAUUCAGAUCGCAAGUGGAGACGUGGCCCGAGAACCCCGUAGACGUGUUUGUGAGCCAGUUCAAGCAAAGAUUAUUGACGAGAAACAUCAAUGCGCCCGGGGGAUUGCCUGGAAACAGAGACAGGAAAGUUGUUGUUGCCGAUAUGGGGUGCGGCGAAGCGCAAUUUGCCGCUGAUGUCGACAAGUUGGUCAAGCAGCAAAAGCACAAGUUGAAAAAAUUCAGAAACUUGGACGUGCAAGUGCACAGCUUUGACUUGAAAAAGCACAACGACAGAAUCACCGUUGCUGACAUUAAGAACGUGCCCAUCCGGGACGAGUCUGCCACCAUUGUCAUUUUCUGUCUCGCGUUGAUGGGCACAAACUUUCUCGACUUCAUCAAGGAGGCGUAUCGGAUCUUGCAGCCACGAGGCGAGUUGUGGAUCGCCGAGAUCAAAUCGCGGUUCAGCGACUCGAAGGACGGCGAUGGCAACGCGGGGCAAGAGUUUGUUGAUGCUUUGAAGUUGAAUGGCUUUUUCCACAAGACCACCGAUAACUCCAACAAGAUGUUUACCAGAUUCGAGUUUUUCAAACCGCCUCAGGAUAUUCUUGACGAACGCAACGCCAAGCUUCAGAAAAAGAGGAAGUUUAUCGAGGAAGAGACCGAUCGGGAGAAAUUGCAGAGCAAAAGAGAAGCUAGGCCCGAGGGCGAGUGGUUGUUGAAGCCCUGUAUCUACAAGCGGCGUUAA